Messenger RNA from Ostrinia furnacalis (Asian corn borer), 4238 nucleotides. Its product is annotated as voltage-dependent calcium channel subunit alpha-2/delta-3. The coding region runs from base 263 to 4180 and encodes 1305 amino acids. NCBI's taxonomy places the organism in Eukaryota, Metazoa, Arthropoda, Insecta, Lepidoptera, Crambidae. The record is from RefSeq and is a predicted model, not a curated record. Gene Ontology annotation, molecular function: voltage-gated calcium channel activity. The transcript has 25 exons. Gene Ontology annotation, cellular component: voltage-gated calcium channel complex.
AAUAAGCGUCUACUCUAUAUUCAGUUUUUCCCGCAGUCACUCCUGUAGAAAUGAUAGAUUUGCUAAUCAUUUGUCUAUAGGUCAGUAGGUCGUUCCCAUUGGCAGACUAUUUUGCACAAGGGAUGCUGGCGCCAGAGUGUCGGGAGCCGGCGCGCCGCCCUAGUCUCAGUGUCGACCGGCCGCCCGCCCGCCCAGGAUCAAACAACUGGGAAUAUCGUUUCAAAUGUCUAAGCUCUCACGUAAAAUCCCUCAAUAACAAGAUAUGAAUCUUAGCUUGCUACUAAUAUACUGCUUUAUUAUUUGCACGCAUUCCGCGAAACAGAAACAUGUGACUCCAAACAAAACGGUGCCCGUACCUGAAGCGAAAAAAGUCGAAGAAAAUAAACCUGAAGAACGUAAAGCGCAAAAUAAAGUAAACCCUAAGGACAUACCGGACCUAUUAUCGAAGUUACCAAGAAAAAAAAUUAUACAACUCAUACAACCUGAAGCCGUAACACAGUGGGCCAAAGAAAUAUCGGAGAGUCUGCUUGAAAACGAAGAGCUGGUUGUUCAAAGUAAAGAGAUAAUAGCGGGUUUCUCCAAUAUCCGGAUUGCGGCGCGGAAUGGCUCAGCCAUCGUGGAGCAGAUGGCUCGGAAUCUGGAGGACCUGCUGACCAGGCGGGUGAAAGCUGCCGAGGCCAUCAUGCGCCGGGCGGAGGCCCUGGCUAGCGAGGAGAGACACCCUCCCCCGGACUACACAUAUGACUAUAGCAUUGAGCUAAACGAGCUGAAAAAGAAGCUAGAGACAGAAAGCCAGUGGGAUCUGCCAGAGCACUGUCGCAGCCUGCGCAAGCUCCACCUGCGGCGCAGCGAACACUUCGACGCCGACGUCUCGCUGGAUCACAGCAGCGUGCAUGCCGCCGCCGAGGUCUUCGACUGCAAUCCAAUAAUCAAAAAUCACUUGUACUGGUCGGAGGGGCUGCUCUCUACAUUCAAAGACAACUACGCCCAAGAUGCGUCUAUGGACUUCCAAUACUUUUGCAGUGCUAGAGGCUUCCUGCGACACUAUCCUGCUGCACUCUGGAGCAGCCUCUUCCAACUACCCCUGGAGACAGACAACGUGUACGAUUGCCGACUGCGGCCGUGGUACGUGAGCGCCAACGGAGCCCCUCGCGACAUCCUCAUACUCCUCGACGCUUCGGGCUCGAUGGACAACUCGUCCAACCAAGUCACGGCUGAGUGGUUUACUCAGACAUUACUCAAUGCCUUGCCUGAUGAUGACCAAGUGAAUGUGCUCAGAUUCAACGUUAUUGUCAAGUCUCCGAUCAGCUGCUUUGAUGAUAAACUCGUUCCGGCUGACCACGUGAACACUGCUGCGAUGAUGUCUGAGCUGAAAGAGUUGCCUUUCAAGAACGAGACCAAAAUGGACUACGUGUUGCGAUACGCAAUACGACUGCUGCAGCGGCAGAAGCCGACGGUGGACCGGCCGGUGUCUUGCCAGCAAGCCAUUGUGGUAGUCACCGACAGUCUCUAUCAUAACUACACCGAGCUGCUAAGAGAACUCGACCCAACUGGCCGCAUUAGACUUUUUGUAAUGUGGCUCCACGACCAGUACGGUCUCCGCGACAAUACGCGGGAGUACAGCAACUACAUCAGCUGCGACCGCGACGGAUACUUCGCAGAGUUGCUCAGCAGCAAUGACGUCACGGAGCAAGUUAUGAAUAUCAUGCGCGUGCUGGAACGCCCGCUAGUGGCGCAGAGAAAGGAACGGCUGCAAGUGUACAGCGAUGUGUACGCACAUGUUGAGGAACCACGAAGAAGCGAGUUCUACUGGCUGCAAAAAGAAAACGCAGAGCAAGUUUACCGCUACCGAGAGCUGCGCAAGAACAAGGAAAAACUUCUCAACGACACCUACAAGCAUUAUCUCCACCAACAGAGCUUGGACAAGUACGGUCUAUACUACGAAGGCCAAGACGUGAACUACAGGCUCCAAAUAAGCGUUUCAGUACCUGUGUUCGACCACACUACACUCGAGAAUAUAACAAUAAAACUGGAUGAGGAGAAUCAGAGAAACGCUACAAGAACGUACCCGGUGAACAGAUUACUUGGCGUAGCUGGGAUCGAUAUACCUAUCGAUCACCUGAAGCUGAUAUUGCCUUAUUAUCAGCUCGGGCCUGGCGGCGUACUAUUCGUGAUUGAUCAUCGCGGUAACAUCGUCUUGCAUGACAACCUUAAACCUGUCUUUGAUGGCGACCUCCUGAAACCUGGUUAUCGGACAGUAGAUAUCAUAAACCUGGAACAGCCGGCUAAAGAACACGCACCAAGAGACUAUCCGGAAAAAUGGUUGGAAUUCCGGCAUUCGCUCGUAAUUCAACAUCCCAGAGGCAUCCGAGUGAUGCAUGGAAAGAACGUAUACGAAGAAGGAAUGCGAGCCAGCUUGGAACAAAGAGAAUACCACUGGAAGAGGGUUACUGACCAUUACGUUGUGGCGGUAGUACUACCACCGUAUGGGCGAUACCAUGCAGUUCCUGAAGGACAGUUCACGCAGCAAAUUGCCCAGGAAGCAUUGAAAACGUUGACGAGAAGUGACUUUGCAGUUAAUCCAGACUGGUUGUACUGUAAGCACGUGGAGCCGCACUUUGACACGCCCGAAGCGGAGGUGCUGCACUUCAUCCGAAGACGUAGCGACGAGCCAAACUUCGCCAUGAAGAAGCUCAAGCACCUCUUUUCACCUCUAGAGCCCGCUUUGUUGGACAAGACUUACCAAUGUAACGAAGAACUGAUAGCGAGGCUUUGCAGAGAAGCCGUCGCCACCAGCAAGUGGAUGGAGGACCACGAAGACUUGGAGUGCACUACCUGCAAACUGGGCUCUGUUACAGCGUUCUUCUCCAGUGAGAGCGGGUUGACUCGGUGGCGCCACUAUCAUAUCACAAGCCCGCACGCGCCGCCUCCGUCUGGGGGAGCUUGGCCUCAUGGGCCGGCCGAGCCGUGGUACCGGCGCGCCGUCGCCGCCGGCGCAGCUGAGCUGUUGGUUCACGCACCGGUCACCCCGGUGCGCAGGAUGCGCAAUACUGAGGCUAAACCGCCAGAGGUGGGGACUCGAGGAGAAUGGUUAACAGCCGCAAGGGUGGUGGGCUCCGACAAAGGCGUAAUAGGCGUGGCCGGCUUCCACUUCCACCCGCAGCAUUUUGAGGAUCUACUUGUAGCUGUUACUUACGAUCCAUGUGACGAUAAAGAUGAAGACUGCAAACCAACCUGCGACGGCAAAAUCUGGUCGUGCGUGAUCAUCGAUGAAGGUGGAUGGAUCGCGGCUGGAGGCCCCUCGCCUGCUGACGAGGACAACCCGUCUUCCGAAGACCCCAUCAGGCUACACCUGGCGACGGCCUACCCAACCGCCAUGGCUGCGCUGGUCAAAGCCAAGAUAUUCACGGUCAACUGGCUGCACGAUUACCAAGGAGUCUGCUUCAAUUACGAAGAGUCAUCCGCUUCCAUGGUGUUGCCAACAUUGCUGAAAUCAAUAUGGCGCAGCGUCUAUCUACUAAUUACCGUUGCACAAGAAUUGGUGACAUUAGUGGCAGUGUUCAGUUCAAGUAACACGGCGUAUGCCGACACCCAAAAGGAAAGAGACAAAAGACGCAACCGCGUGCGACGCGACUUCGAAAGGGAGAAGUACGAUCGCCUUUACGACGAACGAGUGCUCGUCAACAGAUCUCGCUUCGCAGCUUGCGAUAGAUCGCGGCCUAUGUACGAAUUGCAGCGCACACCUCAAACGAUGGAGUACCUCCGUCGCGGAGCGUCGCUAUGCAGCUGGCCGCUAGUUGGCGCUCCCGUGCCCGGUACCAACCUGCUGCUACUAGCUAUCUACACGCGCUGCCGCUACCACGAGGACCCUGUGCACGACCCGCUGGUCAACAAACCGGUGGACGUAGAUAAACUGAUGGGCGACCAGAACUGGGGAAAGAUGUCAAAAGCAAGUCGGCUGGCGUGCUUCAGAAACCGGGUGCCUUUGCUCGGCCGCCCGCCGCGCGUCACUUGCUUCCAGCACAACUAUACGGAGGAAGAGGGAUACCGCCAGUGCGGCCCGUGGCUGCCCGACCCGGAACCAGAGGAAGAAAGCACCGGCUCAACUUCAAAUGCACGUCAUCAACUCUCUGUGCUAUUGAAACUACUGUUCCUAUUUACAUUAUUUACAUACGUAUAAAAUGCCAAAUUGCUACAAUCUAUUUUAUGUUUAAAUAAAAAGAAUGAUAAUUUCCCAA